GUACGGUUUUCCAUUUGCGUGGGUGACAGUGAAGUAAACGCAUGGAGAACAUCCCACGAUGGCGUCCUCUGCAUUGUUGGUAUUGCUGUUACUUCAGUUUGGACUUGGACAAAGCUCUCAUAAGAAUCUUCAUGAAGACCAUUUUAUUGGCCAGCAGCACAACCCUGAACACGACAUGAAUGUCCUGCUGGGAGAUGAGGACACCGAGGAGAUCAAGAAACUUAGCCCAGCACAACAGAGGAAAAAGAUGAUGGAAAUUGUAAAGAAGAUUGAUACAAAUGCUGAUAAUCUACUAAGCCCAGAGGAGAUCACUCUAUGGAUUCAGCAUGUCUACAGAAAAUAUGCUCUGGAUGAUGCAGAUGAGCGGUUCGCUGAGUUUGACACUGACAAAGAUGGUGUCGUAGCAUGGGAAGAAUACAAUAUGGUUGCUCAUGACCAGCUCAUCAGUUUUGAUGACAGCGCAGUUCUGGAGGAUCCAGAGCAAGAGUCUCUCAGACACCUCCAUCUGAAGGAGAGGAGGCGCUUUGACUUUGCUGAUGUGGACGGCACACCCGGCCUUAAUGUAACAGAGUUUCUUGCCUUCACCCACCCAUCUGAAGUGGAUCACAUGGCUGAUUUUGCCAUUGAAGAUGUGUUGAGUGAAUAUGACACAGAUAAAGAUGGAUUCAUCAGUCUAAGUGAAUUUAUUGGAGAUGUCCGUGGUGAUGAGGAUUCCCCUUCACAGUGGGAGAUUGAAGAAACAGUGCGGUUUAAAGACCUCUAUGAUCAAGACAAGGACGGCAAGUUGAAUCGAGAUGAGCAGCUUCGCUGGGUUGCGCCUAAUAGCUACGGUUCAGCAAGAGAAGAGGCUCUUCACCUCAUCAAGGAAAUGGACAGCAAUGGAGACGGGCAGCUCUCAGAGGCUGAAAUUUUGAAAAAUCAAGAAACAUUCAUGAACAGUGAAGUGACAGACUACGGCAGACAGCUGCAUGUAUCACAUGAUGAAUUAUAACUUUAUGUUCUUGUUUAUUGAGUCUCCAUGUAGAUGUCAUUUAGUUGAUUUCCUGUGUUGUACGCUGACAUUCGUCAUGAGAUUAACGCCACCUUGUCUGUCCUUUGAUCAAUUUGCAAUAGUAAAUGACAUAUGGACAAGAUAACAGGAAACAUAUGUUGCAACACAUGCACCAACACAAGCAGCACAUUCCACAAUGUCCAGAGUGUCAGCAAAAUAUGAAUAUGAGAAGCUUCACAAAGUAGUGUGUGUUGCAGGGAUGUUAUAUUGGAUUGCAUAAUAUUGUAAGUCCAUCCUCUUAUUUUACCCCCUCCUGUGAAUGUAGCACAUACUCCUGAAGAGCAGGGAGGUGUGACUCAGAGUACAAUUUUAACCACUUCUUCCAAAAACAACAAACCGACAGGCCUGUUAAUUACUAUCAAAUUAAUUGGACUUUGUUUUGAUCACAUGUGUGUGAACUGUAAUUGAAGAAUUGUAGCUGUGUAUCAUUAUUAUAGUUGUUUCUUCACUUGUGCCAAAAGUGAGAUGACAGGAGUAUCAGUCCAGCUGUGGUAACGGCUGACAUGUUGCAGCUCUUCCUCAUUUAAAUCAAAUGAGUUUUUGAGUGAGUGAGUGCUGCUGUUUGAAGGCUGGUUUCCUGAAUGUGUCAUGACAUAUUUUCACUUGCAUCGAGCAACAGCUUGUUAAACUGCGGAGCGUUGUAAAGUGAAUUAAGGUUGAGUGGAUUCUUCAACAGGGACCUUUUUUUAACCACCGCCAAGAUGUCAUUAGAAUUUAAAGAUGCCUUUUGGGUGAGUUAGUGCGAUGCUACUAAUCCCUACAUGUUUUGUACUGUUUAGAGCUGCAGCUUGAAGGUGAGUUUUUUACUGAGCUGUCAAGUCAUUGUUGUAUUCAGUAUGUUCACUGGUGUUUUUGAAGUAUAAAGUUUUAUGUGCUUUUCCAUU
Seriola dumerili (greater amberjack) is the source of this 1935-nucleotide messenger RNA. It is a transcript of the gene rcn2, whose product is annotated as reticulocalbin 2. Gene Ontology annotation, molecular function: calcium ion binding. The transcript has 8 exons. The record is from RefSeq and is a predicted model, not a curated record. Lineage: Eukaryota; Metazoa; Chordata; Actinopteri; Carangiformes; Carangidae. Gene Ontology annotation, cellular component: endoplasmic reticulum. The coding region runs from base 59 to 991 and encodes 310 amino acids.